This is a messenger RNA of Dermatophagoides pteronyssinus (European house dust mite), 1779 nucleotides long. RefSeq names its product RCC1 and BTB domain-containing protein 1-like. Gene Ontology annotation, molecular function: guanyl-nucleotide exchange factor activity; protein binding. Gene Ontology annotation, cellular component: cytoplasm. The record is from RefSeq and is a predicted model, not a curated record. Lineage: Eukaryota; Metazoa; Arthropoda; Arachnida; Sarcoptiformes; Pyroglyphidae.
GGUCUGUGUGUGUGAGUGAGUGUGUGCGGAAUUCAUUCGAUCUUCCUUAUUUUUUUUUUUUUGUUAUUUCGUAUUGUGCUCAUUGUUUUGUGUUGUUUUUAGCGAAUUGAAUUUGAUUUUUGACUCUUGAAUUUGAAAAAAAUAUUUAACAACAAUCAUGAUGGCCAAAAUUGUGGAUAAAAUUGUUGAUAUUGAUAUAUUUCAAGAUAUUUUCUGUGAAAUUGAUCAAAAUUUUAUUAGAUCAAUCGUUUCCAUUGCCAAUUCUACUUUUGCUUAUGGUGAUCGAAUUUGUAGAAUGUUAUCAUUGGAACAUGAUUCAUCCAAACCACAAAAGAUUUCUCUAUUAAAUGAUAUGAAAAUCGUUCAAGUGGAUUCUGGUAACAACUUUGUCGUUCUUCUCACUAAUUAUGGUCAUGUUUAUUUAGCCAGUGAUGGUAAUUGGGAUACCAAAAGAACAUUUAAAUUGAUAACCGUCACUAAUGAUGCAGAUCGUUUCACAAUGAUUGCUUGUUCAGAAUCUGAUUUGAUAUUAUUACGACAAGAUGGUGUCGUUUUCGAAAGCGCUCAUUCUACAUUUCGCCAUUCAUACGGAUUUAAUACAUUUGGUGCUAAAUAUUUUGAAGCUAUUAAUAGUUUAAAGAAUUUAAAACUUAUAACUUGCGGACGAAAUCAUUGUUUGGCAUUGACAAAUGGACAAAAACUUUAUUCAUGGGGAAGCAACAAAUUUGGACAAUUAGGUCUUAAUAGUGUGCGGUCUGAAUUGAUCCCAAAAUUUUGUCCUUUUCCUGGUGAUUCGGUCAAUAGUCGAAUCAAAGAUAUUGCGGCUGGAGAGAAUUUUUCUUUAUUUUUACUCGAAAAUCUUGAUCUUUAUUUUUGUGGCGAGGAUUUUUCUGACAAUUGUGACGAUUUUUUCUCACCGAAAUUAGUUCUUAAAGAAGUAGAAAGGAUUGCCGCUUUCAAAUAUGGUAAAUUUGUCUUGGCUUAUAAGAAUUCAUCGCAUUACAUAUGGGGAAAAAUUGGCCAAAGUCAUUGGACUAAAUUCACAAAAUUGAAUAUUUGCUCAAAAUCAUUUGCAGUAAUUGUGUCAAAGUUCACAUCAUCACCAUUUACAUUUGGUCUAACACCAUCAUUUAAUCAACUUGAACAAUAUAAACAUCUACUUUGCAAACCCGAAGAAUCGAUUCGUCUAUUAUUUAAUAAUCCGGAUAAUUAUGAUGUUGAAUUUAUCAUUGGCAAACAACAACAACGUAUUGUGGCAUGUAAAUGUUAUCUAAAAUCGGUUUCAGAAUAUUUUCGCAAAAUGUUAUCGGGUGAAUGGCGUGAAAAUGAUCGUAUAAUGAUUGAUUCAUAUUCCUAUGAUACAUAUUAUUCAUAUCUAAAUAUGUUACAUUGUGGCCAUAAGGAUUCUAUCAAAAUCAACGCAGACAAUAUUGGCGAAUUCACUGAUCUAGCACAUUGUUAUUGUGAUCAAGAAUUGCUUGGAUAUUGUAAAUAUUUCAUUCAAAACGAACUUAAUGAACAAUCAUUAAAAAUUUAUCUUCCAAUAAUCUUUAAAUAUCAGCUUAAUGAAUUAAAUGGUAAACUUCGUCAAAUUGCAUAUGAAAAACUAUUUCUAGAAAUUCAAAACGAAUCAAUUCAAGAUUUUCUACAAAAUUAUCUCGAAAAACAGCAAUCAUCAUUGCAAUCAUCUUCAGAAUCAAACAAAAAACUCAAAAUCAAAUGAAUGCAUUUAUUUCUCAAAAUAGUUCUUUGUGAGGUCGAAUUCACCAACGACAUUAU